CGAGGAUGGUAUGGGCGGCUGUGGGCGGCAAGGCAGACCUUCCGUGCAACCUUACCUCUCCCAUUCGCGACGACCCCGCCCUGCUGGUCUUGUGGUACAAACAGGGUGUACAUAAGCCUAUAUACAGCUACGACAUGCGCAACGGGCCUGCGACGCACUGGAAGAGUCCGCUGCACCUGGGGACUCGCGCCGACUUCAUAGUGACAUCCGCAUCCCUCACAAUCCGCAGAGUUCAUGCGAACGAUGAGGGAAUCUAUCGGUGUCGGGUGGACUUUAGGACAAACCCCACGCUCACCUUCACCACGAACCUCACUGUUAUAGACUAA
Messenger RNA from Penaeus monodon (black tiger shrimp), 326 nucleotides. RefSeq lists its product as uncharacterized. The transcript has 3 exons. The coding region runs from base 6 to 326 and encodes 106 amino acids. The record is from RefSeq and is a predicted model, not a curated record. NCBI's taxonomy places the organism in Eukaryota, Metazoa, Arthropoda, Malacostraca, Decapoda, Penaeidae.